Geosmithia morbida is the source of this 894-nucleotide messenger RNA. Its product is annotated as Cytochrome b5-like Heme/Steroid binding domain. The coding region runs from base 1 to 894 and encodes 297 amino acids. Lineage: Eukaryota; Fungi; Ascomycota; Sordariomycetes; Hypocreales; Bionectriaceae. The transcript has a single exon. The record is from RefSeq and is a predicted model, not a curated record.
AUGGGCUGGCUACCGGAUAGUCUCGCCCGCCUCCGAGCCGGUCUAGUCGGCGAGUCGCAGUCGUCACCAUCAUCAACCCCAACCCCUCCCCCUCCCCCAGUCCUUCUAGAACCGACCGAACAAGACGAGGAAGACGAAGAUGAGCAGGCAACGCCGAGAGCCUCUGCCACGCCGUCCAACGUCCCCGUACCUAGCCUUUCCCUAUCCGCCGACAGUGGCAAGAGCAGCGACGACGACGACGACGACACAUCAACCACCGCAGCGUCACCGCCGUCGUCGAUGAUGCCUCCGCCCCCUCCACCCCCUCCACGUCUACCGACCCUCUCGCCCAACCCGCGCCCACCCCCGCAGUUCCUGGGGCCCAACUCUGCCCAGCGCGCACGCGGCGGCGGCCCCGUGCCCAACCGGAAUCCCAUGUCUGGAGGUCCGGGAGGAGGCCUGGGAGGAGGUCUGGCCCCGCCGGUGACGCAGUCCCUCGCGGCCGCGGCGGAGACCAAGAAGAAGUCGAGCAAGAAGGUCAUACUGGCCCCCGGCCGCUCCCCCCUCGACUGGGCGCGCAUAUCCGGGUCCCCGACGUCGGACCUGCGCGGCCUGCCCCCCUCGACGCCGUACCUGCGCGUCACGCCGUCCAUGCUGAAGAGGCAGACCGGCCGCAAGGGCAAGGACGCCUGGACGGCCCUCAACGGUAAGGUCUACAACAUCACGCCCUAUGCCGAGUACCACCCCGCCGGCGUGGGAGAGCUGAUGAGGGGCGCCGGCAGGGACGGCACCAAGCUGUUCGCCGAUAUACAUCCCUGGGUCAACUAUGAGAGCAUGUUGGCCUCUUGCCUGGUCGGAAUCCUGGUCGACGAGUCCGAGGGCAAUCGGGAGAGCGAGAUGGAUAAGAUGGAUUGA